GGCGCUCACCCAAUGGACUCCAUGCACUCACCAAACGCUCAUUAUCAUUUAACUCUAGUUAUCUCCUCUUCAGCAUUUGACACACAGUCUAGAGUUUAAAAUGGGCUUUUGCUGGAAGUUUAUGCCAUAGGAUUUUGUUUUAGACCAGGUAACGGCAGCUUUAGCUCUUAAAUGCCAGCAAAAGCCCCGUAAAGCAAUGUUUUUUGCAUUAGUAAUGGUAAGUCAUGCCAUCAGUGGAUUGAUGAACUGUCAUGUGAUGCUGACACCCGAAUCAUAAACUCUGUUUUGUCUAUCUUGAUGUCUCUGUGUGCUUUAUAGCGAAGCAGCCGACCUGAAUCGCUUGUUCAUUAUACAACUUAUGAAACUUGAGAGCACAUCCCAGUGGAGAUCCGGCUGUGCUUGCUUACAUUUGGUUCAUGACUUAAAAAAUCAAGUUCAGGAGUGAUUCCUGACGAAUCCAAGGCUCUGUCAUUGCUGGCUCCAGCCAAUGCCGUCGCAGGAUUGCUGCCAGGAGGCGGACUCCUCCCGACACCCAACCCCGUCCCAUCUAUGGGUGGCGUUCAUCUAGGAGGCCUAGGAGGGCCAAACUUGGACCCCAUGGCAGCUCUGGCCAUGGCGGCACCCAAUAUAAACACUCAGUCUUUGUCAGCUGAGCAGCUCAUGAAGCUUAUGGCGUCCAUAGACCCCAAGCUGAAUCACUUCGCCGCGGGGCUGAGUCUGAACCCUGGACUAAAGGCAGAUGGCUCGAAAGAGAUCGAAGAAGCCAUGAAGAGAGUAAGAGAAGCACAAUCUCUGAUCUCCGCAGCCAUCGAGCCUGGAAGUAAGAAGGAUGAUAAACGCAAGCGCUCUAGAUCCAGGUCCAGAUCCAGACGCAGGAGGUCCGGGUCUCGCUCCAGACACAGGCGUUCCAAGAGUCAUUCCAGACGGAGAUCUCGCUCCAGGAGCAGGAGGAGGUCCAAGAGCCCCAAGAGGAGGAGAUCUCAUUCCAGGGACCGCAGCAGACGCUCCAGGUCCAGAGAUCGGAGGAAGGAAGAAAAGAACAGGAAACGUUCAAAAACUCCACCCAAGAGCUACAGCAGCGCCAGACGCUCCCGCAGCACCAGCCGCAAACGGCACAGAAGAAGUCGCAGCGCGUCUCGGUCGCCGAAGAAGUCACGAUCUCCCAAGAGGAAACUGUCCCGCUCGCCGUCUCCUCGCAGACACAAGAAAGAGAAAAAGAAGGACAAAGACCGUGAGAGAGACCGUGACCGAGACCGGAAGGACGACUGGGACAGAAAUCGGGACAAAAGAGAACGUUCCUCCAGCAAGAAGAGCAAAGACAAAGAAAAGGACCGAGACAGAGACAGGAAGUCCGACAGCGAGAAGGGAGAUGUGAAGGUGACCAGGGACUACGACGAGGAGGAGCAGGGCUACGACAGCGAGCACGAGGAAGAGCGCGAGAGGAACUCAGACGCCGCCUCGUCGCCGCAGGCUAAAGAGCUUCGAGCGGACAGCGCAGACGACGCGGGCCGCGGAGAGUCAGACGGACACAGUGAAGACCAGCGAGAUGAAGACAUGGACAUGAGCGACUGAAGCAGUGUUCGAGUGUGUUGAUUAACAGAGUUCAGACGGAGAUCAGUCGGAACGUUUUCCUGUCUGAACUCCUUCAUUCCUCCUCGUUUUUUUAAAUUCUGCAUCUUCAGAAUCUGCUGUAUUUACUGGUACAUGUUCCCCGGGUUUUAGAGCUGUUUCUUCUCUCAUGGCUAAUGUGGAACGAUGUUAUACUGUAUAUUUAGUGUAGAACGUUGAAAAAUACACCCAUUCGCUAUGUCCGUUUGCGGGUUCUAUUUAAAGCGAUCACCCUCUAAUUGUGUUUGGAUAACAUUGUCAAGCAGCGGUUUUCUUUUUCUCCUUUUAAUAAUUGCAUUUGUUUUUUUAUAGCUAGCUUGAGUUAGUUUGUCUUUUUAAACUCUCAGAACGUUUGUGGAGCUUCACGUAAACUGGAUUAGUUUUUCUCGCAGGUCAUUCGACAGUCCAGCUGUAUUUACCGCAGUGUGUUUUUCUGUAGUGAACACUGUAGUUUGCUAAGAAAAUGACUUCUCUGUACUGUUUGCAAUGUUACCAACUGAAAAUAAAAACUUCAUAUAAAA
Carassius auratus (goldfish) is the source of this 2129-nucleotide messenger RNA. RefSeq names its product serine/arginine-rich splicing factor 11-like. The record is from RefSeq and is a predicted model, not a curated record. Gene Ontology annotation, biological process: RNA splicing. The transcript is spliced from 11 exons. The coding region runs from base 550 to 1572 and encodes 340 amino acids. Gene Ontology annotation, molecular function: RNA binding. Gene Ontology annotation, cellular component: nucleoplasm. Lineage: Eukaryota; Metazoa; Chordata; Actinopteri; Cypriniformes; Cyprinidae.